This is a messenger RNA of Setaria italica (foxtail millet), 814 nucleotides long. RefSeq lists its product as uncharacterized. The transcript has a single exon. NCBI's taxonomy places the organism in Eukaryota, Viridiplantae, Streptophyta, Magnoliopsida, Poales, Poaceae. The record is from RefSeq and is a predicted model, not a curated record. Bases 180 to 626 code for a protein of 148 amino acids.
UACUACGUCUCAGCUUUAUUUGAGUCUUUUCUGCCAAAUAAAAGGAAGGCAUCAAUCCGAUCCUUCCACCACCUCUUCUUCCUUGAGUCCCCCUGCUUUGAUGCUUCGUAGCUACUAGCUGCUCUAGCAGCGAUCGACGAGCUGCAUCGAUCCCCCAAUCAAUCAUAUCCAACCAAACCAUGUCGUCGUCGUGGCUGCACUCCUCCGACCGCCGCUGGAAGCGCAGCAGCUGGACGGCGCGGGCGCUCUCCUCCUGCUCGCUCCCGCCUCCCGGCCUGCUCGCCUUCUUCGCCAUCGUCGUCUUCUUCCUCGCAGUCUCCGGCUACGUCGACUACAAGGCCAUCGAGCGCCGCGCGGAGAUCGGCGCCCGCGUCUUCGCCGCGCCGCUCGCCCUCGCCGCCGCCUUCCUCCUCUUCGCCGCCAUCAGCUGGCGCCGCAGGUACUGGGCCACCAGGAGGAGGGGGAGGAGGCCCCUGGUAGUGGUCGACAACCCACCAGCUGCCUCGACGGCGGCCGCGCCCUGGGGCGUCGCGCUGGCGGUGGCCAUACUGCUGCUCAUGAUGUCGUUCCAGCCAGCCGUCCACUCCAUGUGGUUCAGGCCUCUCUGGGACUCCGACGACUACUAGCUAGCUUUCUACCUUGUUCUUCUCUUGUUCGACAUAUAGUAACACCAUGCAUGCUCCUACUAGUGUACUAGUAGUAUGUGCUGCUUUUGUUCGACGAUCGAUAUGCAUGUUUCCAGCACAAUUGUUUUGAGAAAACAAUUGUUUUGCAAGGGAACAACCAGUUUCCAACUAACGAUCUCCACAUCAAA